Molecule: messenger RNA, 635 nt
Organism: Eptesicus fuscus (big brown bat)
Lineage: Eukaryota; Metazoa; Chordata; Mammalia; Chiroptera; Vespertilionidae
Gene: HCFC1R1
Product: host cell factor C1 regulator 1
Exons: 4
Coding region: 5-409 (134 amino acids)
Source: RefSeq, a predicted model, not a curated record
CCCAAUGAUUCUUCAGCAGCCCCUGGAGCGUGGCUCCCCGAGUCGGGCCCAACGCGACUCGGGGGUGCCUCGAAGUCUGGACGCGAGCUCCCCUCUCCGAGGAGCUGUGCCCAUGAGCACCAAACGGCGCCUGAAGGAGGAGCAGGAGCCCCUGCGCAAGCAGUUCCUGUCUGAGGAGAAUAUGGCCACCCACUUCUCUCAGCUCAGCCUGCAUAAUGACCACCCUUACUGCAGCCCCCCGCUGGCAUUCUCCCCAGCUCUGCCCCGACUCAGGAGCCCUUGCUCUGAACUGCUUCUCUGGCGCUACCCUGGAAACCUGAUCCCUGAGGCUCUGAGGCUGCUGAGGCUGGGGGACACCCCUGCCUCCCACUACCCUGCAACCCCAGCUGGGGAAAUAAUGGAGCCCUGAGUGCUGGCUGACAGUGUACCUGCCCACGCUCCUUCUCCCCCACAACAGGGGGGAUCAACACCCUCGUGAAGGGAACAGCUGCCCUGCUUUUCCUCCAGACCAGGCCUUUGAGCAUCAAGACCGUCCCCCAACAGAGAAAGACAGAGCCGGGGCAGGAGGGACAGGAGCAUGGAAAGGGAGGCAUUCUCCCCAUCCCCCAGAGGAAAUGAAUAAAGAUUGCUGAGCA